GAUGUCGGUCAGUCGUACAGAUGUGAAGGUGUUCUCCGGAUCUCCCUCCCUCUCCAUCUCCCUGUGUUUUAUGUCUGCGUCACAACAAGUCGAAGGAGAGUGAGGCAGAGAUGAUGAUGGCGUCUCUCUCGGGCUGAUUCUCAUGCCGCUACCCUGACAAACACGCUCGAUAGCAUCAACCGAGAGACAGGGGGAGGUUGGGAACAUGAAGCAGAAGACAGACAGAGAGAGAGAGACGGACGGACAGACGGUUGCGCACUGACGGCUUGAGUGACGCGCGUUUGAUCCGCCGCGACUCUCCAAACGCGCCGAUUAUUCGGGACAGUGAUUGAGACGCAGAACAACACCGGGCAUCAGGCGUUUCAUGUGAGACUGACAUCUCAUCCCCGUCUCUGUGACCCCAGCAGAGCAGAACACUUAACACAGGAUGGGGGGAGUCAGUGAAGGAGAGGAUGUUUUAGCCAGGUGGAGCGAUGGACUUCUGUACCUCGGCAAUGUCAAACGAGUGGACAGCGUCAAGCAGUGCUGUUUGGUCAGAUUUGAGGAUAACUCUGAAUUCUGGGUCCUCAGGAAAGACAUCCACUCAUUCUCUUCAGGUGGAGAGGAGGUGUGCUGUAUCUGUGAUGCUCCGCCUCUUAAAGAACCUCUCGUAAACUGCCUCAAAUGUCGCCACGGUUAUCAUCCAGAGUGCCACACGCCGCCCAUUGAACCUGAAGUUGACCCCAACAGCUGGAUAUGUCGCCAAUGUGUCUUCGCAGUCGCAACAAAGAGAGGGGGAGCGUUAAAAAGAGGACGCUUCGCACGGCUCAUGCAGAUCAUGAAAGUGCGGCUGCCCUAUCAGCUGUCAUCUUUAGACUGGGACCCGCAGCACUUGACCAACCAGCAGCAGUGUUACUGCUAUUGUGCUGGACCAGGAGAGUGGAAUCUGAAGAUGUUGCAGUGUGGGAGUUGUGGGCAGUGGUUUCAUGAAGCUUGCACUCAGUGCCUGACCAAACCUCUUCUCUAUGGAGACCGCUUUUAUCAGUUCCAGUGCUCAGUGUGCACAAAUGGUCCAGAGACCAUCCAGAGGCUUCCAAUGACCUGGGUAGAUUUGGCCCAUUUGGUGCUGUAUCACCUCUCCCUGUGCUGCAAGAGGAAGUAUUUUGAUUUCGAUCAUGAACUCAUGUCUUUUGCAAAUGAAAAUUGGGAAUCUUUGCUUCUUGGCACGGAUAUCUACCAGAAAAUGGUUGUUGCAGAGGACCCUUGUCGACUUCCAGCCCCCUGCCUUCCAUUCUCUCUGUCCUCGGCUCACCCAACCGGACAGCGCUAUGAAAGCUGCCCGUCUCUCUACCUGCAUGACGUGCCACCCUGCCCCAGUACAGUCGGCAUGGGGGGGCCCACGCCGAUGGGGUGGGGGGGAAGCGACUCCGUCAGGAUCCUAGCCAGACGCGUAACGGCGGACGGAAAAGUCCAGUACCUAGUGGAAUGGGGAAAUGUGAACGUGUACUGAGAACCUGUGUGCGACAGAGAAAGAGGAAAGGGCUAGAGACAUCAAGAUGCAUCAUUAGAGUUUGCAUGGUUACGAGCAGAGGUGUGGAAGCAUCAAUGAGCAGGUGGGUGUUCAGCGGUCGGGAGAAGAAAACCACAUCGAGCAAAUCCAGGUUGAGCUACACAGCAGCUUCACUCUGAGAUUAUACUGUUAAAUCUCUUACACGUUCUUUUACAGUGUCUCCUAUAUUUUGAAUACUGUUAGAAAACGCCUUUAGAAUGCCUUGAACUUUAUUGUCAUGAUUUGUAAUGUAUAAGCUAUUCAUCGCCAUCACAUGUUCUUCAUGUACACGUAACGGUCAGAAAUUUCAGGAAAGCUUCAUCAUGCGGUCACAUCAGUAAUUGUAAUAUUUUAACGACAGGGAAAAAAGUGCUCCUCUAAAAAUAGUCAUUUUAGAACAAUUCCAAGUUUAGUCCAAGUCAAACUCAAU
Sinocyclocheilus rhinocerous is the source of this 1958-nucleotide messenger RNA. RefSeq names its product PHD finger protein 1-like. The transcript is spliced from 11 exons. Lineage: Eukaryota; Metazoa; Chordata; Actinopteri; Cypriniformes; Cyprinidae. Gene Ontology annotation, molecular function: DNA binding; chromatin binding. The record is from RefSeq and is a predicted model, not a curated record. Gene Ontology annotation, biological process: negative regulation of gene expression, epigenetic. Bases 428 to 1489 code for a protein of 353 amino acids. Gene Ontology annotation, cellular component: nucleus.